UUGUUUUCACAACCGGAGCGGGUCUAAUUUACUCCAAGAGGGAAGGGCCAUUUUGGUGAAUGCCAGGGAGCUGGGGUAGUGUCCUCAGAAGACAGUACGUGAAGAAACCUGCAGCAGGCUUUUCGGGAAGGAACCUUUUUCGGGAUCAAGUUUCAGAUCAACCUGAAACCGUCUGUCAGCUCAAGGUGGAACUAAGGACUAGAAAGGCUUUUGCUCUGAAGUCCCGGGCCGGCUAGUGGCGCUCGAUCUCAGAAAGCUGAGGAGUCCAGAAAGGAAGGCCCCCCCGCCCCUCCCACCUGAUGGGUGACGGGUGCGGGAAUGGAAACUAAGCUCUUCGAAGAGAGGCCGCGCCCCGCCGAGAGCGGGGGGACAUCGAGGGAGACAAAGCCCGAAGGAGCAGAUGCCAGAUUUCGCGGGCCCGCCUCUCAGCCUGCCACUGACUCCCAUCCGGGGACCUGUUCAGCUGGGAAUAGCGAGACCCCCUCGGUGCUGGUCAGAGGGUCGGGAAACAGUAGUCCCCUCGGUGGGGCGUCCCCCCGCUCCCUUUCGGUCAGAGCUGUGGAUUCUCUCCACCUUUCCCCUUGGGAGAGAAACCUCGCCACGCUUCUUCCAAGCGAACGCCCCAGGGAGACCCCAGAAAGGGGCCCUCAGACCCACAUCAUCCGACAAGAACCCAGCACAAUCGUUUUUGCCAACUACGAGUUUUUAUCCCCUGCCGUCGAUUCUGUGCUCCGCGGCCCAGAGGUCCCGGACGCCGAAGCCUCUUCAUAUGAGUCCGGGGAGGAGGAGGAGGGAGAAGAGGGUGACGAAGAUGUUUUCACCCAGCCAUCCCUUCGCGAGCCGUUUGUCCACGGCCUUCUCCCGAGCAUCAUUCCCGCAGACCAGCCAGAGGCAUGUGAAUUCCCCGAGGAGGGGGAUGUUUGUCUUACACCGAGCCCCCCGGGGCGUUGGGAGAGAGAACCUAAUGAACGGGCGACGGGAGAGAAGCAGAUCCACAAAGCGAGCCCACCGAAGGAGGUCUCUGGAUUUUCAGACUCUAUGUCCGAUCUCAUGAAGAACCUGGAGCAACUGAAUCUAGAUCUUGAAGAAGCUCUCAAUCAUGGCUCUUCUCCUUCUCAGACUACUUCUUUCAAGAGGCGAGAGCAGCAGUCUUCUGUUAAACUGGAUGCCGGUGAGAAUAGAGAUCCUCAGAGGAAGGGAAUUGGUAGAAAUAAGUGGGGAAGCUUCCAGAAGCUAGAUGACUGGCCAAACCCAAUGUCAGCUGGAGCACGCCCCAAAAUUAAAGGCCCAUCACGCAAACGGAGCAGAGAGCGAGCAGAAAUCGAAGCAAAGGAAGCGUGUGACUGGUUACGAGCCGCUGGGUUCCCUCAGUAUGCUCAACUCUACGAAGAUUCACAGUUUCCCAUCAACAUUGCAGCGGUAAAGAAAGAUCAUGAUUUUCUCGAAAAGGACCUUGUAGAACCUCUUUGCAGACGACUGUUCACGUUGAACAAGUGUGCCUCAAUGAAACUCGAUGUGAACUUCCAAAGGAAAAAGAGUGACGACUCGGAUGAAGAGGACCUUUGCAUCAGCAACAAAUGGACGUUUCAGAGGAGCAGCAAGAGGUGGUCUCGCGUGAACGACCUGGACUCGCUGUUCCGCGGCUCGGACCGCCAUGGCUCUCUGGGGGACGCUAAGAUGAGAAACACGACGAGCAGCGAGAGCGUGGUGACGGACCUGAGCGAGCCGGAGGUCUCCUCCAUCCACAGCGAGAGCAGCGGAGGGAGCGACGGGCGCGGCCAGGCUGGCGGCGCCGGCCGGGAGGCCUCUGACCGGGGCGGCCCGGACUCGGCCGGUGGCACCCCGCCGGCCCCCGGGGACGCCACGAAGAACGACAGGUCGGCGCGGACCAGAACCAAGACUUUCCUGAAGCGCAUGGAAACGCUCCGGGCCUGGGGGACCUCCGACAAGCCCCGCGGGCCCGGGAGGGCGGGCGGCAUGGUGAUCAGCGGGCCGGUCCUUCAGCAGGAGUCCGAGGCCUUAAAGACCCUGCGCUGCGUGCAGCUGGUCAACGGGGAGCUCGGCGGGGCGGCCCCCGGGGGCCCCUCGGCCUCCCUCCGGCCCGGCUGCGACCACAGCCGGUCCGUGAACGGGAACGACGGCGGGAGCGGCGGGAGCACCCCGGGCCCGAAGGAGCGCAGGUGCCACGAGCCCGGGAAGCGGGGGGGCAUGUGCUUCGAAGGCCUGGAGGAACUGAUGGGGACGACCCUGCGGCAGCUGAGCGAGCAGAGUCGGGGCAGCGAGUUUCACUCGCAGGACGACUUGGUGGUGCUCGUGCCCAAGGACCACAAGCCCGGAACCUUCCCCAAGGCCCUGUCCAUCGAGAGCCUCUCCCCGGCCGACCCCGGCGGCGCCGUCAACUGGAGGACGGGCAGCAUCUCUCUGGGCAGGCGGCAGGGUCCCGGCCGCCGGGAGCCCGGGCUCCUGGCUCCCUGCCCCCGAGGGAGCAGGGUCAGCGUCUACGACAACGUGCCCGGCUCCCACCUGUGCGCCAGCACCGGCGACCUGCUGGACCUGGGGCGGGACGAGCUGUUCCCGCCCGUGAACGAGAUCCUGCAGCGCAUCAGCGGGCAGCCGGAGGCGGUGGACUGCUGGCCCGAGAGCCUGCUGUCCGAGCUCCGGGCCGAAGGCAAGGCGACGGGGGAGGGCGGCCCGUCCCCCUGCCCGACCCCCCACCACGUCGCUUUGGAUUUCGAGGGGAACUCGGGGUCCGACGGUCGGACGACGCCCAGCGACAUGGAGCGAGACGGAGCCUCCCUGAACGAGUCGGAGGUGACCGGAGUCCGGGAGAGGCGCGAUUCUGGAGUCGGGGCAUCGCUCACCCGCCCCAACAGGCGGUCACGCUGGAACAGUUUGCACAUCGCCCGUCUGCCCGCUCACGCCGCCGCGUCCCUGCGGAUCGGCGACCAGACCGCCGGCCAGCUGAAUCUGCUCCAGAAAUUCUCCCUUCUUUGCCUGACCGCCAUCAUGGAGAAGAACUCUCUGUCCAACAAGCACGGCUGGACCUGGGCGGUGCCGAAGUUCAUGAAGAGGAUCAAAGUUCCUGAUUACAAGGACAAGAAUGUGUUUGGAGUUCCUCUCAUAGUUCACGUCCAGAGGACAGGCCAGCCCCUUCCUCAGAGUAUACAACAAGCACUGCAGUACCUGCGCACCAACUGCCUGGACCAGGUGGGUCUGUUCCGGAAAUCGGGAGUGAAGUCUCGAAUCCAGGCUCUGCGCCAGAUGAACGAGAGCUCCCCAGAGAACGUCAGCUACGAGGACCAGUCGGCGUACGACGUGGCCGACAUGGUCAAGCAGUUCUUCCGUGACCUGCCCGAGCCCCUUCUGACCAGCAAGCUGGGGGAGACCUUCCUCCACAUCUAUCAGUAUGUUCCCGCGGACCAGCGGCUGCAGGCCGUGCAGGCCGCCAUCUUACUGCUCUCCGACGAAAACCGGGAGGUCCUGCAGAUGCUGCUGUACUUCCUCAAUGAUGUCGUCAGCGUGGUGGAAGAAAACCAAAUGACUCCCAUGAACCUGGCCGUCUGCUUGGCCCCUUCCCUCUUCCACCUCAACUUACUAAAGAAAGAAGCCUCCCCGAGGGUGAUCCAGAAGAAAUAUGCAACUGGGAAACCAGACCAGAAGGACCUCAACGAGAAUCUAGCAGCUACACAGGGGCUUGCCCAUAUGAUAAGAGAAUAUAAAAGGCUUUUCGAGGUCCCUUACGAAAUAGUAGCUCAGUCUCAGAACUCCUACGUUGAGGCGGGAAUCUGCCCCCUGACGAUGGAGGAGCUGGGCAAGCAACUGGAAGAGGAAGGGAGCCAUUUGCAAAUGUACCUGGAGAGCCUCUCCCAGGGCCUGCAGAAGGAAGCCAAGGACAAGUUCAGAGGCUGGGUCGCCUGCCCCAGCGUCGACAACGCAGAUCUGGCUUUCAAAAAGGUGGGAGAUGGGAACCCACUGAGGAUGUGGAAGGCCAGCGUGGAAGUGGAAGCUCCCCCGGCGGUGGUCCUGAACCGCGUGCUCAGAGAGCGGCAGCUCUGGGACGAGGACCUGUUGCAGGAGAAGCUGGUGGAGACGCGGGACAAGCAGACGGAAGUCUAUCAGUACGUGCUGAGGAAUAUGGCCUCCCUCCCUACCCGAGACUUCGUCAUCCUGAGGACCUGGAGGACGGACCUGCCCAGGGGCACGUGCACGCUGGUCGCCUUGUCGGUGGAGCACGAGGAGGCCCCGCUCCUGGGCGGCGUGCGUGCGGUUGUCCUGGACUCCCAGUACUUGAUCGAGCCGUGCGGCUCCGGGAAGUCCCGCCUCACACACGUCUGCAGGAUCGACCUGAGGGGUCACUCCCCCGAGUGGUACAACAAGGGCUUUGGACAUCUCUGUGCCGUGGAGGUAGCCAGGAUCAGAAACUCCUUUCAGCCCCUGAUGGCCGGGGGCCCCGAGACCAAAAUCUGAAACGCUUCCCCCGCGAGCGUGGCUCCAUCCGAGACGGGGAUGACGAGAGGAAGCGGGCGCCCGCCGGGCGAGCCGAGCGGGAGAGGCCCGAAGUGGGGGCGGCCGGGCCUGACUCACUCUGCCCCUCCCGCCGGACUGGACGUCUUGGGAGGACUGACCCGAGCCUCUGUCUCCGUUGACCUAAAAGGCGGUGGCUCCUGCCCUGCGCUGGGCUCCGUGGGCUAUGGAAGGGCUUCUGAGAAGCAUAUGUGUAAGUGUAAAUAAGGUGCUGUGUAGACAGUAUUGUGUACAUUUAUGUAUAUCUCUCUCUGGACUGUACAUAUGUAAAGUUUUAUAUGAAAUGAGUGCUUUAAAAGGAAAGGACCUAAAGCGGCUUCAGCCGUAGGGCUGCAGCUCUCCCUGUGGUGUUCCGGUCUCCGCCUUCUCAGCUGGGCGAGGGAUCGGCUCCCCCUCUACCCUGGGACCCGAGGGCUGACCAGAACAGACCCGUUUCAACCUCUCUGUCCCCGGUGCCGUCACCGCCUCCCCCGUCCUCAAAAAGUGAGUGCGGGAGCUAGAGGUGAGCAAACCGCCACCGUGGCUGCCGAAACGGAGCUGCGGGUGGAGGGGAGCCGAUCCCUUGCGUCGGUCCGGAACCUGGCGGCAGAGGACGAUGACCGGGGGCUCCCGGGGAAGUGGCGUCACCCUUUGGCGUUCAGAGUGAGAAAGACCUCUGCUGUUUGUUUUUUUUCCUCCUCUAAAGCUUUCCUCGAUGCGUUUCGGAAAUUUAAUUCUCUUUAACUACGGAGUUAGAACUCUUUGGUCCAAGUUAAUGAAUGCUUUCUUAUCGAUACGUUGCACUGACCUUAACGGCGAUGCCAGACUAAGGAAGACGAUGGCCAUUCGGAAGGACCAGACCGUUCCGUAUUCAGGGAAUUCACGACGUGCUUUGCGUAUGAUGCUUUAAAAACGUAAUUCGUCCGAGCUUCGCAGUCUGAAAGACAGGGUUUUUAAUUAACGGAAGACCAGCAGCGUAGUCCUCGAGUAGUCUUAGAGAAAUGUACAAGCGUAUUCAUUCUGUGUUCCUCGGUUAAGUCGGUUUUAACUCCAUGUAAGCGUUUCCCCACACCUUAUUUAUUAUUGUAUGGCCAAAUUCAGGACACGGUCAUAACCUUCUUAGCGUGUGUGUUUUGUUUGCGAUAAUUUAGUGCCCCGGCAGUGAGGCUGUUUUUUAUAACUGAGUUUGGGGUUUCAGUGACAGAGAACUAUAUGCAGUUCUAGAGAUCUAUACAGAUAUAAAAGUAUAUAUCAGAUAUAUAUCAGUUUAUCAGAUGUAAAACUGAUCCAACAAUUAGUGAAGGAUAAAAAGCUAGCCAGGGUGACUCUUACCAGUAAUUCAUUGAACCCGCUUGUGUUCCACAUCCCUUUUUGUGUUUCCUAUUGUCUGCGAUGUGCAAUGAUGCUGCGGAGAGGAAUGGAAGUAUUAGAGAAAGGAGAGUCCUGAGUCAACCCAUUUUCCCAACAAAGUAAAGUAAGGUGAAAAAAGGCUACAUCCUUCAAGGCCCUCUGGGAAACCUUUCGUAAGCAAAACAAGCCUUAUUCCGCUCUGGCUUGUGGAAUCGGGACCCCCUGCUCCUACCGUCACGGGGCUGGCGAAAGGGUUCUGGGUGAGCUUUCCGUUAGCUGGGGCCCGGGGGGGCUCAUCCGGGCGCUCCCCACCCUCCGACGGAAUGAGCCUCCCCACGCGCAAACCAUCGCGAGGAGCCUUCGGACGCGCGAGUCCGGCUCGCGGGCCAAACACUACAGUAUUUGCUCAUUGAGUGUUAUCUUGCCAUUGGGAAUACAGUAUAAGUGCAUUUUUAAUGUUAUACUCCUAUUUAUACCUCAUGUAUAUUUUUACCUCAGUUGUGGGUAUCAAUCAUCAACUGUAAAUAGAAAUGCUAAGACAAAUAAAUUUAUAUAUGCUA
This is a messenger RNA of Ornithorhynchus anatinus (platypus), 6413 nucleotides long. RefSeq names its product StAR related lipid transfer domain containing 13 (gene STARD13). The transcript is spliced from 18 exons. The record is from RefSeq and is a predicted model, not a curated record. Gene Ontology annotation, biological process: regulation of Rho protein signal transduction; actin cytoskeleton organization; signal transduction. NCBI's taxonomy places the organism in Eukaryota, Metazoa, Chordata, Mammalia, Monotremata, Ornithorhynchidae. Gene Ontology annotation, molecular function: GTPase activator activity; lipid binding; protein binding. Bases 319 to 4467 code for a protein of 1382 amino acids.